This is a messenger RNA of Kickxella alabastrina, 555 nucleotides long. RefSeq lists its product as uncharacterized. The transcript has 2 exons. Bases 1 to 555 code for a protein of 184 amino acids. NCBI's taxonomy places the organism in Eukaryota, Fungi, Kickxellomycota, Kickxellomycetes, Kickxellales, Kickxellaceae. The record is from RefSeq and is a predicted model, not a curated record.
AUGCGCAUUCAAGCAUAUACAUUAUGGAGUGGAGGGGUAUAUCAGGGUGUCAUUAUUGUGUCCCCUGAUUUGAUCCUGCAUGGCACCACCAAUGCCCUGUUAAUUGGCAUGUUGAGGUUAAGAAUCGUGAAACGAGUCUUCAUCGACAUCCACUUCCAUAUCAUCAGGUUGCUCAACAAUAAUCCCCUUAAGAAAUUUCAGGGAAAACACGGACAUCAGCACAAGAUCAACUUCAAGCAAAAAACUGUCAAGGAGGCAAGUCGUUAUCUAGUGUCAAAGGAUUCUUGCGCCAUGUCAGAGGAUAAGCUUCAUACUUGGUAUAAGGAUCGUUUGCAGCAAGUGGAUUUCCCAGUUCCAGGCAUCAAAGUCAUUCACAACGCUUAUUAUUCUUGGAUCUCAGUAAAUGCCAUUACUGGACUUGUUCAACAACUAUCUCAUAAUGGUGCUGAAUUAAAAAGCUAUAUCCGAGUCAUUCUCACAGAAUUUACGGACGCAGAACUCAAAAGCACGUGGGCAUACAUUACUUCAGAUUUACCUCUUUCUCCCGACGGUUAG